This is a messenger RNA of Balaenoptera musculus (blue whale), 5063 nucleotides long. It is a transcript of the gene PPM1M, whose product is annotated as protein phosphatase, Mg2+/Mn2+ dependent 1M. Bases 2747 to 4117 code for a protein of 456 amino acids. The transcript has 10 exons. The record is from RefSeq and is a predicted model, not a curated record. Lineage: Eukaryota; Metazoa; Chordata; Mammalia; Artiodactyla; Balaenopteridae. Gene Ontology annotation, biological process: protein dephosphorylation. Gene Ontology annotation, molecular function: protein serine/threonine phosphatase activity.
AGUUCCCUUUUCUCCACAUUCUUUUGCCAGCACUUGUUGUUUCUGGUCUUACAUGUUUUUGUUUUUUUGCUUGAACUUGCACAGAAUACCCCUGACAUCUCUGGAAGGAUCCACAAGAAACUAGUAAUAUUGGUUGUCUUCGGAGAGGGGAACUGUUUGAGCCAUAGUGAAAUGUAUUAAAUUUUUUGAAUUAAAUCUAAAAUAAAUCUUGUUAAGAACAGAUAUGGGACUCAACAAAAGCUAUUUUCAUGCUGAAUGAAAAAAACAUAGCAUAAAAGUCUUUUUCCUUUUUCUAAGCUUGCUCCUUCCCCCGCCUCCAUCCCUCACAUGCUGACUGAGUUAGCUGAGGCAAGGUCUCCGGCCAGGAGGGGGUAGGCUUGGGUUCAUUCGAGCAGUUGGGAGAAGGGUGUCAGGAUAAGGGUAUAACUGGAGAGUGAGGAGUUGCAUGGCCUCCAGGGAGGACUCUACCCAGAAAUGAAGACAGACCCACCCCAAGGAACCUCACCUACAACUUCAGACACUGGAAACAGAAGAGCCUGGAGGCUUCUGGAGAGAAAAGGCAAACAGAAGCCAAUCCAAAGGCCUAGGAAUGACAGGGGCACUGGAUUUCAGCAGCAGCAACAGCCAAAAAACAAUGAACAGAGCAGUCAGAAAGAAUUCUGAGCCAAAAUAUCAAUCAAAAGCAAAGGCAGAAUACAAGCCCUUUCAGAAUUGCAAGGACCCAGAAAAUUACCAGGACCCAGUCAUCCUUUCUUGGAAAGUUGUUAGAGGAUGUGCUUCAGCAAAAUGACAGAGUAAACCAAGAGAGUCAGGCUUGGGAUCCAGGCAAGAGCAAAGGCUCCCAGGAGCCUAGGGAGCCAGAGGAGCCUUGAUAGCACUGGAGGAACACUUAGGUCAGCUUGGAACAGGGAGGAUGGGAUUGCCAUAGGGCUCCACAUGGCUCUGAAAACUUAAAAUAGUUAAGCUGGGCAACAGACCACCUGUGACACCUGGCUGCCAGGAGCUUCUCUGAAUACACCUAGAGGACAGGAUCUUCAUCCACCCAGGGGAGUCCAAGAUGGUGAGUUUGGGGAAUAGACUGUGUUUGCAUUGUUUCCUCUAGUUUUAGACUUUAACAGCUUCUGAGCCAUUGGCUGGUGGGAUGAGGAGUUUACCCCACUGAUAGAAUUGGGUUUGCCCCACUCUGGGUCCCUGGUCCAUUUCUGUCCUGAUGACAGGUUGUAGCUCAGGUGUCCUUUGGAAAGCUUUCUCUGACUUCUCCCCCUCCCCCUUGCCAGCUGGAUCAAGCACCAUCCACCAGGACUUCCACCAUCACUGCAGGGGAGCUCACUUCCAUAAGUACUGUACUCCUGUGCCCAGUGCUUGGGGCCUGACACACAUGGUGGGGUCAGUAAAUUAGCUCCCAGGCUACCCUGAAACUGAGUCAUUUGAGGGAGGGGCUGUUGGGCACAGCUCCCUGCCCCAGGAACCUUCUUCCUUGGGUGGAGGGAACUCCCAAUGGGGCAAGGCUGGCCUCCUGGAGGAAGUAAGGCCUAGUGAGCAUAUGCUGGGCUUGGGUGUGGAGGCGAAGGUAGGGACUCCUCCUGCAGCCCUCCCUAGGCCCUGGGCUGUGGGGCCUCAGGGGCUUUGAGUUGUCAAGCCUGCCUUCCUGGAGGAGGGAAGGGGAAGAGAAAUCCCCUCUGGGGGUUCUGAGUCAGCUGCACUGUCAUAAUGGAAACAGCACAGCCCUGGGUGUCAGGACACUUCCCCUCUGUGGGCCUCAGAGUCCCCCUCGUUAUGAGAUGGAAAUAACAGUCCUGCAUAGGGAGUUGGGCUUCAGUGACAGAGGGUGACAAAGCACUCUGUUAACAUGCUGCUGACCCCACUGACCCAGUGGUGGUAGGUAACCAGGAGUUAAGAGGCUGCAACAUCUUGCCUCCAACCCAGAUGAAAGUCUUUCACUUCCCUUAGGCGCAAGUCUGAACUCUGACCAGUUGGAGUCUUUUGGGGACCAUGGAUUCCUUUUGUCCAUCAGUCACUUGCACUCUAGUGAGGCCCCUGCUGUCUGUCUAGAGAGGACAUCUUGAUUGGAGGGACAGCUGUUUAGGAGACCUGGCCUUGAGGGUGGGAGCUGCUUCUCAGGAUAAGGAAGGCCAGGGUGACCACCAAGCCCCAUCUGGGAGUGGAGGGUGCCAGGCCGAGUGGGUGAGGCAUGGAGGUCUCCUGAGGGAACACUGUGCUCUGAGACUCUUACUCAAUGUGUCAGUCUGACACCUCCAAGGACAUCUUGUUCCCAUCUUGCCCUUGCGUAAGGUCCGGGCCCAGCAAGAAGAGGCCUGAGGCUCUGCCAUGGACACUGAUCCAGCCCGGAGGCCCACGUGUGCCCUCAUCGACCCCUACAGCCUCCCUGGGUGGGGAGGAGGGACUUUUUCCUCGCAAAGACUCGUGCCCCUUACGUGUGGGUGAACGUCAGCCUGCUCAGGUUCCUGUGUAAGCCGGGCCGGCGUCUUUGUCUAUCUAGGCCUCAGUGUUCUUGCCUGUAAAGUGGGGUUGAUAACAGCGUUGGCUGAUUAGGAGGCUUGAGGAGCCGGAUGGCACCCAGGCCGCCCACAGAGUCCGGGACGGCGGGAGGUUGGGGUUUGGGGGCGUCACCGCCCAGCCGGCCCCGCCCCGCCCCGGCCCGCUUCCUCCUCCCGGGUCGGGCGGGCGGUGCCGUCGGCCCAGCCUCCUGCCCGGCGCCCCGCGGGCAGUCCCGGGCCGCUGCGCCAUGUCCGCCGACUGGUUCCGGCGCCGCUUCCUGCCGGGGGGUCCGCUCCCCGCGCCGCGGCCACCCCGGCCCCGCGCCAGCCCCGUGCCCUACCGGCGGCCCCGCUUCCUGCGCGGCUCGGGCUCCAGCCCCGGCACCGCCGACGCCUCGUGCCGCCCGAACGCCCGGCCAGUGCGCAGCCCGGUGCGGGGCCGCGCGCUGCCCUGGAACGCAGGCUAUGCCGAGAUCAUCAAUGCAGAGAAAUCUGAAUUCAAUGAGGAUCAGGCGGCCUGUGGGAAGCUGUGCAUCCGGAGAUUUGAGUUUGGGGUUGAAGAGGACCAGGAAUGGCUGACCUUGUGCCCAGAGGAGUUCCUGACAGGUCAUUACUGGGCACUGUUUGAUGGUCACGGUGGUCCAGCUGCAGCUAUCCUGGCUGCCAACACCCUGCACUCCUGCCUACGCCGGCAGCUGGAGGCCGUGGUAGAGGGCAUGGUGGCCCCUCAGCCCCCCAUGCACCUCAGCGGCCACUGCAUCCGCCCUAGUGACUCCCAGUUUGUGGAGGAAAAGGGCAUUAGGGCAGAAGACUUGGUUGUCGGGGCUCUGGAGAGUGCCUUCCAGGAGUGUGAUGAGGUGAUCGGGCGAGAGCUGGAGGCCUCAGGACAGGUGGGUGGCUGCACAGCCCUGGUGGCUGUGACCCUGCAAGGAAAGCUGUAUGUGGCCAAUGCUGGGGAUAGCAGGGCCAUCUUGGUGCGGAGGGAUGAGGUACGGCCCCUGAGCUCUGAGUUCACCCCGGAGACUGAGAGGCAGCGGAUCCAGCAGCUGGCCUUUCUCUACCCUGAGCUUCUGGCUGGUGAGUUCACCAGACUGGAGUUCCCUCGGCGACUGAAGGGGGAUGACUUGGGGCAGAAGGUUUUGUUCAGGGAUCACCACAUGAGCGGCUGGAGCUACAAGUGCGUGGAGCAGUCGGAUCUCAAGUACCCACUGAUUCAUGGACAGGGUAGGCAGGCUCGGUUACUGGGAACACUGGCCGUCUCCCGGGGCCUAGGAGACCAUCAGCUCAAAGUCCUGGACACAAAUAUUCAGCUCAAGCCCUUCUUGCUCUCUGUCCCACAGGUGACUGUGCUGGAUAUGGACCAGCUGGAGCCGCAGGAAGAGGAUAUAGUUGUCAUGGCGACUGAUGGGCUCUGGGAUGUCCUGUCCAAUGAGCAGGUGGCACGGCUGGUGCGGAGCUUCCUCCCUGGCAACCGAGAGGACCCACACAGGGCCAAGGGCGCAGUAGCCACUGAGGAUUCAAACAUCGCAUCCCAGAACCACUUACGGGCCAGGUGCAGUGUGAGCGUCCACCAUGGUCAACAGCAGGUCUGCCUGCCCCACCCCCAGACCCAGCCCUGACCCCAACCCAUUUCAAGGGGAGCAUUUCUACAAGGCAGUCAGAACUGGAAGAACACAGGGAGUCCAGCUCCCCAGGUCCCCCUUUGGCAGGCAGGGAAAGAGUGCUAAUGUCAAUAAUGUCUGGCAGAGUCACUUUACAACUUAGAAUCUAUGUAAGCCUCCUCAGAUAGGAUCCUUAACAGCCCACUAUAUUAUUCCCAGAUGGGGACAGCUGGACUAAGGGCAUUGGCCAAGGAUGCCAGGAAGGGCAGACAGCCUGUGUUUGGAUCCAGGUCUCUAAUGCAUGAAUGUCAGAUUAUCUACUCAACAACCCCCAAAGCCCAUGCAGAGUGCCUUAUGCGAAGCCUCAUACCUGCUAAACAGCCAUCUUGAAGCAGCCCUUGGAGAGAGACCAGUUCAGGUCCUACCCUGCUCCCCUCCGUGCUGGAGGAGAGGCACAGGCCCAGGGGCUAAAGUUGGGGGAGAACUAAGGGACAAGAAGGAGCCCCCGAGUUGGCUUAGUGAAUGCCCAGAUUAUUGCUGCUGCCUCUAGCCCAGUCUCCUGAUUGCUCCUCUCUGGCUCCAGCCCUGCCCUAGGCUGAUGCCUCAACAACGCCGUUUUGUUGUUCCCCAUCACCUUCCUAUUAAAUGUUUGUAUGCAGAAGAACCCUUGCGAAUCGUGAAUUGCUGUAUAGCUUGAUGUUACAGUAUACCUUUUGCUUUUUCUUGUUCCCUUCUAAAAAAAUCACUCUUAGCCUUAGCUCCACCUUACAAGUUUGCCUAUAGUCAGCAUUGUGUUUUCUCUGUGGCCUCCCCAGUUCGCAGCUUGGGGUGAGCCCCAGUGAGAGAACUGCUGCCCAGGGAACAGAAAGGGGGUCUCCACCACCAUCUGUGGGUUCUGGGCUUGAGGUAUCAGAAGGGAUGCCUUGUUUUUUACGGCAAAUUAUAGUGAUUUUAGUAUAAAGUU